AUGUCCAGUUUGAAGAAUUGUCCCGUAUACGGCGUUAUAUUUUUAUUCAAAUGGGUUAGUGGACAGUCGAGAAACACGUCCAAUCCUCAAGACGGGAAAUACGAUCAUGGAGCGGUUGAAGAUGGCCUUUUCUUUGCUGCCCAGACGAUACAGAAUGCUUGUGGUACACAAGCGGUCCUAUCUGUGAUACUCAACCAAGACAGCCCAUCAACAUCCACCAGGGGAAUCGACAUUGGCUCCGAGCUACGUUCUUUCAAGGAGUUUACUACCGGAUUCCCUCCUGACCUCAGGGGCGAAACGUUGAGCAAUUCAGCCCGGAUCCGCAGCGCCCAUAAUCUGUUCGCUCGCUCGUCUCCUUUUGUAGACGAAACCUCGCGCCCACCUCCAUCAGAAGAAGAUGCAGAACUAUACCAUUUCAUCGCCUACCUUCCCUUUGGCGGCAAGUUGUACGAGUUGGACGGGUUACAACCACAUCCAAUAACUCAUGGACCCUGCAGUUCAGAAGAAUUCCCGGAGAAGGUUAUUGAUGUUCUUCAUCGACGAAUUGGGCGGUACCCCGAAGGAGAGAUUCGAUUCAAUCUCAUGGCUGUUGUGAGGGACUUGAGGAUACGUGCACAAGAGAUUGGGGAUGAAGAGAUGCUGGAUAGAGAGAAGAGAAAGAGAGAAAAUUGGGCUUGGGAAAACUCGCUGAGAAAGUGUAACUUUAUUGACUUUACAGGACAGCUUUUGAAGGGGGUUGUGGGCAUGAAGUUAAAGCAAGGUACGGAGGAAUAUGACAAGUGGAUAGAAGAUGCAAAGAAAGCAACUAGCAAACGGACAGAAUCCAAACGCUCAAACCGGCUUGGAUAG
Trichophyton verrucosum HKI 0517 is the source of this 849-nucleotide messenger RNA. RefSeq lists its product as uncharacterized. Gene Ontology annotation, biological process: protein deubiquitination; ubiquitin-dependent protein catabolic process. The record is from RefSeq and is a predicted model, not a curated record. Gene Ontology annotation, cellular component: cytoplasm. The transcript has 2 exons. Gene Ontology annotation, molecular function: cysteine-type deubiquitinase activity. The coding region runs from base 1 to 849 and encodes 282 amino acids. Lineage: Eukaryota; Fungi; Ascomycota; Eurotiomycetes; Onygenales; Arthrodermataceae.